Molecule: messenger RNA, 438 nt
Organism: Globicephala melas (long-finned pilot whale)
Lineage: Eukaryota; Metazoa; Chordata; Mammalia; Artiodactyla; Delphinidae
Source: RefSeq, a predicted model, not a curated record
AUGACUGUUACAUGGUAUGCUCUCAACAAUACCCGGAAGUUGGCUAGCCUCACUGGUGUGGAGGGCGGCCACUCACUGGAGAGUAGCCUCUCCAUCUUGCAUACCUUCUAUGCGCUGGGUGUGCGCUACGUGACACUCACCCACACCUGCAACACGCCCUGGGCACAGAGCUCAGCAAAGGGUAUCCACCCAUUCUACAGCAAUGUCAGUCGGCUGACCGGCUUUGGCGAGAAGGUGGUGGCAGAAAUGAACUGCCUGGGCAUGAUGGUGGACUUGUCCCAUGUCUCGGAUGCUGUGGCACGGCGAGCCCUAGAAGUGUCACAGGCACCUGCCAUCUUCUCCCACUCAGCUGCCAGGGGGGUGUGCAAGAACACUCGAAAUGUUCCUGAUGAUAUCCUGCAGCUUCUGGUGAGAGACUGCCCUGGCCCUCAUACCUAA